CCCUCCCUGUGACAGCUCCGCCCCUAGCGCAGGCUGCGCCAGCUGCACACGCCGGCACUUGCAGCGGGCACUGCGAUGGUGAAGCUGCGGGAUAAGGUUGCUGCUAAAGCCGCCGCACGAACCAGUCCAGCCGGGGAUGUGGUGAAGGCAGAGAAGGAUGCGGGGAGCGCCGCUAGUGAGCCGGUGUCGAGGGCCCUGACUCCGAGCAACAGCGUGGAGUUUGCCGAAGCCCGGCGGCGGCUGCUGGAGUUGGAGCGGCGGCAGCUGCGGGUCCGGGAGCUGGAGGUGGGCUUGCAGCAGCUGCACGACAUGUUAGUGACAGCCGAGCUGGAGGCAGUGGAACACGGGGAGCUGGUUAACCGCAUCCGGAUCAGGACUCAGCAGGGAGAGGCCGGACUCGUCGCCCGCAGCCAGAGCAUCAAAACCCGCCUCAAAUGCAGGGGGCACCGGGCUCCCUUUCUGGUCGCCGCCGCCUUCGGGCUCCGCGGCUGCGUCCCUUGGUCUAGUAAAUGAAGCGAGGGGCCGAGUGGCCGCAGGUCGGUGGCGUUGUUCUUUGGGUCCCCGUAUCUUAUCGACGUGCAGAAUGUAAAUCAAAAUAAAGAAAAAUCUAGUUAACGCAGU
This is a messenger RNA of Leucoraja erinaceus (little skate), 621 nucleotides long. RefSeq names its product TMF-regulated nuclear protein 1-like. The coding region runs from base 76 to 513 and encodes 145 amino acids. Lineage: Eukaryota; Metazoa; Chordata; Chondrichthyes; Rajiformes; Rajidae. Gene Ontology annotation, molecular function: DNA binding. The transcript has a single exon. Gene Ontology annotation, cellular component: nucleus. The record is from RefSeq and is a predicted model, not a curated record. Gene Ontology annotation, biological process: regulation of cell population proliferation.